AUGGAGCCUGGACGCCACACUUCCAGCGCUGUGUCCUCGGCAUCAGCGUCGCCCGUGUCAUCGCCGCGUACUCGCAGACCGAUGACCACCACGACGGACGAAAUUCUCUAUACGCAGCCUGCGAGCGUCCACUUUGGAGGCUUUGAGCUUUGGCGCUCCGUCCAACAGCGCAUCCGCGUCCGCAACAACAGCGCCAAAGCCAUACGACUGCGAUACACGUUUCCAACUGGAAAAAAAGGGUUCCGAGCGACGUUUGCCAAGGUUGAUCGACCAUCGUUCGUGUCGGCGGGGCUCUGCGAGGAGAUUUUGGUGUCGUUCACGCCACCUACCGGGUUCCAGUAUUACUACGACUGCAUCCAGGUGCAAUGUGAAGAAGUUGCAUACGGUUCCAAUACCGACGUGACUCGUAGUGGAUCCACAUUGAUCCCGCUGCACGCAUAUCCAAUGGUGAACGAAGUAGCGUUUCCAACGCGGCUGGACUUUGGUGUGGUAGCGCGUGGUACCUGUGCCCGCAAAUUUCUUGAUAUCACGUGCUCCGUUCCGGUUGAGUUCGAGUACGAACUACGCGUCACGAAGCCGCAUCCGGCGUUCACGGUAUUUCCACUUACAGGUUCCAUCCCUCCUACAGGUGAGGCGUGUAUUGAGCUCGAAUAUCGACCACUGCAGUACGCGACCGCAAGUGCCGAGUUAGAAUUGCACGUCUCGCAACUGGGAUUCGUUCCUCGUAUAUGUACCCUAGUAGGCUCGUCCUCCAGCACUGCAGUCGGUGGAAGUACAACCGUGGAGGUUGCACAGCUGAAAGGAGGCUCACCAGCGUCUCCAGCAGGGAAAGAAAGGUCAGGACGCCAAACCGCGGAGCAGGCAAAAAUAAGCAAGGCCAGCACACCAAGAACUGAAACGAAGACUCGAAGAAAGGAAUACGCGAAAGAAGAGCCUCAGUCCGACGAAGUCAACGAGCGAGAGGGACUUGAGAAGGUACGGGGUAUUGAAAUCCCCCACAAUUUGAACUCCGUCACAGGUGUGACUUUUGUGCUAAAUCAAGAAUCGGGUAAACUCAAGCCUAAGGACUUGAAGAAGGCCAUCGCCAGAAACCGUGCACUCCAACAGCAACAACGAGAAGAGCAGGCUAAACUGAGCACAGGGAAAGCUCCAGAUGAUCAGGACGAAGAUGCCGCGACGUUAAACUUUCACGCUCUUGUGCAAGAAGAAGAGGGGUAUCUGGAAAGAACACGCGUCGGUAAACAGGUCAAGGAUAUGUUCUUUCUUCAUGAACUCCGGGAAGUGGCCGAGGCCGAAAAGACUCUCGAGUUCCAGAGCCACAAAGUGCACCUCGGGCAGCGGUUGCUGUCGAGUAAGCAAGUCGAUUAUCUAGCCAAGCUUCGAGAAAAAAACUCUCGUGUACUGACAAAUCAGCAACGAGAGCAACUUCGCACGAUGUUCAUCAAUGUGCUGUACGAUCCGCCGGUCGUUUGUGAUCAGAAAAACGAUAACAAUCAGCUUCUUUUGCUCGGAGAACUUAAAACUGCAGUGCUUCCAGCUCACUUCAUACCAGCGUACACCCCGGAUUUCAAACCAUACAAGAACGAUCUGUGGGCACGACGGCAGCGUCUACUGCGUCGUCUAGUUCGUGCCGUGUCAACGUGUAUGUUGCGCCUUAGAGCUCAGAAGCGCCUCAAUCGUAUUCAUGCAUGGCUUGAUGGGUCGAAGACUCGGGCUCAAGUGCGCGAAAAGGUUGCGCUGGACUGGCAGUCAAGUACUCAAACCGGGUGUAUCGCUGUUCCCGAGGCAGAAAAAUACAACGUUUCAAUGCAGAAGGCAAUACAGAAAAGCAAUGAAUCAGUAUCAAACGAUGACAGUAGCCGAAACUAUUUAUCCAGUUUCCCCAUAAUCGAAGAGAGCACCACACAGAAGCACCGCGAGAGUAUUGAUGUACCAGCAGAUUGGGGACUUAAGUUCACAUCGUUUACGUUCAUGGAACUCAAACCUCGUGAUGAAUCUCUUUUAAUGGGGCAUGAACCUUUUCCCCUGCCGGCACUUCCGACGUAUGUGCCGCUGCAACAUACUCGUUUGCUUCGUCAGGGUGCCAAGGACGAAAUAGGGGUACUUGACUCGUUACUGCUCCAAUCUCCAGCUUCAAAGGUUGAUGUUUUCUCUACAAAUGAUACCAGUAUCGAUCAAACACUAUCUGGUAGUGCGCCGUCAAUGCUGGAAAUGUUGCCAUCGGACAUUUUCCAACGGCCACAAGCUAGUGUGCGACCACUUCAGGAAUUGCAAGGACAACGUGAGACAGAGUCAAGCUACGCCCUGCGACCACGCCGAGUGUUUCGUACGUUUCCGACUUAUUUUAUGGCUUGGCAGAACUCCCAGAUUGGACUUCAGUCCGUCACAGGGUCACAUGAUGGAGUAAAACUCUACUUGUCGGACGCGUUUCUCAGCUCUACCGACAGAAAACAAGUGGAACCAGUAUUCCCUUUUGCUACAGAAUUCUCAAUUACUGCGAAUGGAUCAAUGUUCGGAGACGCAUGGAAUUUGGAUUACAACACUGUUCCUCCGCUUGCAAAGCGAGCAGAUGAUAUUCCGAGUUUGUCGGAUAGCGAGAGUGACGAGGAUGGAGGGACUGGAGAGGCCCAUAUCUCGUGGAAGCAUGCUCUUGAGUUGUUUGAAGACCCCUCGGCUGGCCUAAACGAUGAUAAACCUUCUAGCAUUUUUGAAGACGGUGAGCUUUUCGGAUGCGAAAAGGGAGUUUUCAGCUUUCAGCGAUACCGCCAUUUGAUUCGGCAAGAGCGUGCAUACAACAUUCACCGGCAAAAACUAUUUGAGCGGCUUCCCGAGCUACUACCGGUAGCUCCGAAAAUCUCGGUUAUCUGGGAUAAAUGGUCAGAUCUUUGCGAAGAUGUCGGUUAG
Molecule: messenger RNA, 2904 nt
Organism: Phytophthora infestans T30-4
Lineage: Eukaryota; Oomycota; Peronosporomycetes; Peronosporales; Peronosporaceae
Exons: 2
Coding region: 1-2904 (967 amino acids)
Biological process (GO): cilium movement; cilium assembly
Cellular component (GO): cilium
Source: RefSeq, a predicted model, not a curated record